This is a messenger RNA of Closterium sp. Naga37s-1, 5340 nucleotides long. NCBI's taxonomy places the organism in Eukaryota, Viridiplantae, Streptophyta, Zygnematophyceae, Desmidiales, Closteriaceae. The record is from the annotation of a GenBank genome assembly.
AUGCCCUCUCUCAUCCUCGCAUCCUCUUUCCCAUCCCCUCUCUCAUCCUCGCAUCCUCUCUCCCAUCCCCUCACUCAUCCUCGCAACCUCUCUCCUAUCCCCUCUCUCAUCCUCGCAUCCUCUCUCCCAUCCCCUCUCUCAUCCUCGCAACCUCUCUCCCAUCCCCUCUCUCAUCCUCGCAUCCUCUCUCCCAUCCCCUCUCUCAUCCUCGCAUCCUCUCUCCCAUCCCCUCACUCAUCCUCGCAACCUCUCUCCCAUCCCCUCUCUCAUCUUCGCAUCCUCUCUCCCAUCCCCUCUCUCAUCCUCGCAUCCUCUCUCCCAUCCCCUCUCUCAUCCUCGCAUCCUCUCUCCCAUCCCCUCUCUCAUCCUCGCAUCCUCUCUCCCAUCCCCUCUCUCAUCCUCGCAUCCUCUCUCCCAUCCCCUCUCUCCUCCUCGCAUCCUCUCUCCCAUCCCAUCUCUCAACAUCGCAUCCUCUCUCCCAUCCCCUCUCUCAUCCUCGCAUCCUCUCUCCCAUCCCCUCUCUCAUCCUCGCAUCCUCUCUCCCAUUCCGUCUCUCAUCCUCGCAUCCUCUCUCCCAUCCCCUCCAUCAUCCUCGCAUCCUCUCUCCCAUCCCCUCUCUCAUCCUCGCAUCCUCUCUCCCAUCCCCUCUCUCAUCCUCGACUCCUCUCUCCCAUCCCCUCUCUCAUCCUCGCAUCCUCUCUCCCAUCCCCUCUCUCAUCCUCCCAUCCUCUCUCCCAUCCCCUCUCUCAUCCUCGCAUCCUCUCUCCCAGCCCCUCUCUCAUCCACGCAUCCUCUCUCCCAUCCCCUCUCUCAUUCUCGCAUCCUCUCUCCCAUCCCCUCUCUCAUCCACGCAUCCUCUCUCCCAUCCCCUCUCUCAUCCUCGCAUCCUCUCUCCCAUCCCCUCUCUCAUCCUCGCAUCCUCUCUCCUAUCCCCUCUCUCAUCCACGCACCUCCCUCCAUCCACUCUCUCAUCCACGCAUCCUCUCUCCCAUCCCCUCUUUCAUCCUAGCAUCCUCUCUCCCAUCCCCUCUCGCAUCCUCGCAUCCUCUCUCCCAUGCCCUCUCUCAUCCUCGCAUCCUCUUUCCCAUCCCCUCUCUCAUCCUCGCAUCCUCUCUCCCAUCCCCUCACUCAUCCUCGCAACCUCUCUCCUAUCCCCUCUCUCAUCCUCGCAUCCUCUCUCCCAUCCCCUCUCUCAUCCUCGCAACCUCUCUCCCAUCCCCUCUCUCAUCCUCGCAUCCUCUCUCCCAUCCCCUCUCUCAUCCUCGCAUCCUCUCUCCCAUCCCCUCACUCAUCCUCGCAACCUCUCUCCCAUCCCCUCUCUCAUCUUCGCAUCCUCUCUCCCAUCCCCUCUCUCAUCCUCGCAUCCUCUCUCCCAUCCCCUCUCUCAUCCUCGCAUCCUCUCUCCCAUCCCCUCUCUCAUCCUCGCAUCCUCUCUCCCAUCCCCUCUCUCAUCCUCGCAUCCUCUCUCCCAUCCCCUCUCUCCUCCUCGCAUCCUCUCUCCCAUCCCAUCUCUCAACAUCGCAUCCUCUCUCCCAUCCCCUCUCUCAUCCUCGCAUCCUCUCUCCCAUCCCCUCUCUCAUCCUCGCAUCCUCUCUCCCAUUCCGUCUCUCAUCCUCGCAUCCUCUCUCCCAUCCCCUCCAUCAUCCUCGCAUCCUCUCUCCCAUCCCCUCUCUCAUCCUCGCAUCCUCUCUCCCAUCCCCUCUCUCAUCCACGCAUCCUCUCUCCCAUCCCCUCUCUCAUCCUCGCAUCCUCUCUCCCAUCCCCUCUCUCAUCCUCCCAUCCUCUCUCCCAUCCCCUCUCUCAUCCUCGCAUCCUCUCUGCCAUCCCCUCUCUCAUCCUCGCAUCCUCUCUCUCAUCCCCUCUCUCAUCCUCGCAUCCUCUCUCCCAUCCCCUCUCUCCUCCUCGCAUCCUCUCUCCCAUCCCAUCUCUCAACAUCGCAUCCUCUCUCCCAUCCCCUCUCUCAUCCUCGCAUCCUCUCUCCCAUCCCCUCACUCAUCCUCGCAACCUCUCUCCUAUCCCCUCUCUCAUCCUCGCAUCCUCUCUCCCAUCCCCUCUCUCAUCCUCGCAACCUCUCUCCCAUCCCCUCUCUCAUCCUCGCAUCCUCUCUCCCAUCCCCUCUCUCAUCCUCGCAUCCUCUCUCCCAUCCCCUCACUCAUCCUCGCAACCUCUCUCCCAUCCCCUCUCUCAUCUUCGCAUCCUCUCUCCCAUCCCCUCUCUCAUCCUCGCAUCCUCUCUCCCAUCCCCUCUCUCAUCCUCGCAUCCUCUCUCCCAUCCCCUCUCUCAUCCUCGCAUCCUCUCUCCCAUCCCCUCUCUCAUCCUCGCAUCCUCUCUCCCAUCCCCUCUCUCCUCCUCGCAUCCUCUCUCCCAUCCCAUCUCUCAACAUCGCAUCCUCUCUCCCAUCCCCUCUCUCAUCCUCGCAUCCUCUCUCCCAUCCCCUCUCUCAUCCUCGCAUCCUCUCUCCCAUUCCGUCUCUCAUCCUCGCAUCCUCUCUCCCAUCCCCUCCAUCAUCCUCGCAUCCUCUCUCCCAUCCCCUCUCUCAUCCUCGCAUCCUCUCUCCCAUCCCCUCUCUCAUCCACGCAUCCUCUCUCCCAUCCCCUCUCUCAUCCUCGCAUCCUCUCUCCCAUCCCCUCUCUCAUCCUCCCAUCCUCUCUCCCAUCCCCUCUCUCAUCCUCGCAUCCUCUCUCCCAUCCCCUCUCUCAUCCUAGCAUCCUCUCUCCCAUCCCCUCUCUCAUCCUCGCAUCCUCUCUCUCAUCCCCUCUCUCAUCCUCGCAUCCUCUCUCCCAUCCCCUCUCUCAUCCUCGCAUCCUCUCUCCCAUCCCCUCUCUCAUCCUCGACUCCUCUCUCCCAUCCCCUCUCUCAUCCUCGCAUCCUCUCUCCCAUCCCCUCUCUCAUCCUCCCAUCCUCUCUCCCAUCCCCUCUCUCAUCCUCGCAUCCUCUCUCCCAUCCCCUCUCUCAUCCACGCAUUCUCUCUCCCAUCCCCUCUCUCAUUCUCGCAUCCUCUCUCCCAUCCCCUCUCUCAUCCACGCAUCCUCUCUCCCAUCCCCUCUCUCAUCCUCGCAUCCUCUCUCCCAUCCCCUCUCUCAUCCUCGCAUCCUCUCUCCCAUCCCCUCUCUCAUCCUCGCAUCCUCUCUCCCAUCCCCUCUCUCAUCCACGCAUCCUCUCUCCCAUUCCCUCUCUCAUCCUAGCAUCCUCUCUCCCAUCCCCUCUCUCAUCCUCGCAUCCUCUCUCCCAUCCCCUCUCUCAUCCUCGCAUCCUCUCUCCCAUCCCCUCUUUCAUCCUCGCAUCCUCUCUCCCAUCCCCUCUCUCAUCCUCGCAUCCUCUCUCCCAUCCCCUCUCUCAUCCUCGCAUCCUCUCUCCCAUCCCCUCUCUCAUCCUCGCAUCCUCUCUCCCAUCCCCUCUCUCAUCCUCGCAUCCUCUCUCCCAUCCCCUCUCUCAUCCACGCAUCCUCUCUCCCAUCCCCUCUCUCAUCCUCGCAUCCUCUCUCCCAUCCCCUCUCUCAUCCUCGCAUCCUCUCUCCCAUCCCCUCUCUCAUCCACGCAUCCUCUCUCCCAUCCCCUCUCUCAUCCACGCAUCCUCUCUCCCAUCCCCUCUCUCAUCCUCGCAUCCUCUCUCCCAUCCCCUCUCUCAUCCUCGCAUCCUCUCUCCCAUCCCCUCUCUCAUCCACGCAUCCUCUCUCCCAUCCACUCUCUCAUCCUCCUCGCAUUAUCUCUCCCAUUCCCUCUCUCGUCCUCGCGUCCUCUCACCCAUCCCCUCUUUCAUCCUCGCAUCCUCUUUCCCAUCCCCUCUCUCAUCCUCGCAUCCUUUCUCCCAUCCCCUCUCUCGUCCUCGCGUCCUCUCACCCAUCCCCUCUCUCAUCCUCGCAACCUCACUCCCAUCCCCUCUCUCAUCUCUCUCAUCCUAGCAUCCUUUCUCCCAUCCCCUCUCUCAUCAUCGCAUCCUCUCUCCCAUCCCCUCUCUCAUCAUCGCAUCCUCUCUCCCAUCCCCUCUCUCAUCCUCGCAUCCUCUCUCCCAUCCCCUCUCUCAUCCACGCAUCCUCUCUCCCAUCCCCUCUCUCAUCCUCGCAUCCUCUCUCCCAUCCCCUCUCUCAUCCUCGCAUCCUCUCUCCCAUCCCCUCUCUCAUCCACGCAUCCUCUCUCCCAUCCCCUCUCUCAUCCUCCUCGCAUUAUCUCUCCCAUUCCCUCUCUCGUCCUCGCGUCCUCUCACCCAUCCCCUCUCUCAUCCUCGCAUCCUCUUUCCCAUCCCCUCUCUCAUCCACGCAUCCUCUCUCCCAUCCCCUCUCUCAUCCACGCAUCCUCUCUCCCAUCCCCUCUCUCAUCCACGCAUCCUCUCUCCCAUCCCCUCUCUCAUCCUCGCAUCCUCUCUCCCAUCCCCUCUCUCAUCCACGCAUCCUCUCUCCCAUCCCCUCUCUCAUCCUCGCAUCCUCUCUCCCAUCCCCUCUCUCAUCCUCGCAUCCUCUCUCCCAUCCCCUCUCUCAUCCACGCAUCCUCUCUCCCAUCCCCUCUCUCAUCCUCCUCGCAUUAUCUCUCCCAUUCCCUCUCUCGUCCUCGCCAUCCUUUCUCCCAUCCCCUCUCUCAUCAUCGCAUCCUCUCUCCCAUCCCCUCUCUCAUCAUCGCAUCCUCUCUCCCAUCCCCUCUCUCAUCCUCGCAUCCUCUCUCCCAUCCCCUCUCUCAUCCACGCAUCCUCUCUCCCAUCCCCUCUCUCAUCCUCCUCGCAUUAUCUCUCCCAUUCCCUCUCUCGUCCUCGCGUCCUCUCACCCAUCCCCUCUCUCAUCCUCGCAUCCUCUUUCCCAUCCCCUCUCUCAUCCACGCAUCCUCUCUCCCAUCCCCUCUCUCAUCCACGCAUCCUCUCUCCCAUCCCCUCUCUCAUCCACGCAUCCUCUCUCCCAUCCCCUCUCUCAUCCUCGCAUCCUCUCUCCCAUCCCCUCUCUCAUCCACGCAUCCUCUCUCCCAUCCCCUCUCUCAUCCUCGCAUCCUCUCUCCCAUCCCCUCUCUCAUCCUCGCAUCCUCUCUCCCAUCCCCUCUCUCAUCCACGCAUCCUCUCUCCCAUCCCCUCUCUCAUCCUCCUCGCAUUAUCUCUCCCAUUCCCUCUCUCGUCCUCGCGUCCUCUCACCCAUCCCCUCUCUCAUCCUCGCAACCUCACUCCCAUCCCCUCUCUCAUCUCUCUCAUCCUAGCAUCCUUUCUCCCAUCCCCUCUCUCAUCAUCGCAUCCUCUCUCCGAUCCCCUCUCUCAUCAUCGCAUCCUCUCUCCCAUCCCCUCUCUCAUCAUCGCAUCCUCUCUCCCAUCCCCUCUCUCAUCCUCGCAUCUUGGGCACUGUCCAGGGCGGUGAGUAGGCGAGGCUAG